CUCGCGCUCGUAGAGCGGCGGCUGAUGAUCCCGGAGUCCGUGGGUUCAUUUGCAUAUCCCGCGCGCCCCGGCUGGAGAGCGGCCAAUCCGGGAGCGCGCGCGCGCAAGCCGGCUUUUUUUUCCUCCUUUUUUACUCCUGAUGCGCGAGCCCGCGUCAUCGUCAGACCCUCCGCUAUGCGCGAGCCGCGCAGUGCCGACGACGACUGAACGUCCCGCCGCCCCGAACCUCCGCCGCGCGCCGCUCCACACGCGACGCCUCCGACACCGAUGCGCGGGCGCGCGAAACGAGCAGGAUGUCCCGGCGCAAGCAGGCCAAACCUCAGCACGUUACCGCGGGAGAGGAGACGGAGCUGCGCGGGAGAGGCGCAGACAGCGGUACGCACCGGCACCGGGGGAAAUACCGGGGGAAAUACCGGGGGAGACGCGGGGACAAGUGCCGCGCACUUCACACUUCACACAGUGCUCUUUAGUAAAGGUAGCAGUGAGGAGAGCGUCAGCGAGAGCCACAGCAUGAACGAGGUGACUUUCAUCUGUAAGACAUGUUGUGCUGAAUUUUUCAACUGGUCAGAGUUGCUGGAGCACCAGAAUAAAUGCACUGAGGAGCCUUCUGUGCUCAUUGUACACGAGGAUGAAAGAUUUCCUUCUCCUCAGGGAUCUCCUACAGAAUCCUACUUAAGUGCUCAUAGUGACCCAGAUGAAACUGAGACCAUGGAACCUGAGUCUGAAUCGUCUGAGAAAGGAGAGGAAAAUGUUAGUCUUCCUGAGGAAAAUGAUGCAGUUGGAGCAGAUGAACCUAUGGAUACUACUGCACCUGUGGAUAAAAUAUCAAACCCCAGCCCUCUUCCACCAGACUCCAGUGAAAGUGCCAUUCCUUUACCUUUAUCAUGUCUAAGCACAAACUAUGGCAUUCCCAGCACAAAUGUCACCUUGGAGAUCCUUCACAGUACCAGGGUGGCAGUUGCACAGUUUUCUCAACGUAUCCAAGGUGACGGAUCUGGAGGUAAGGCGAACUCAGUGGCAAUACCCAUGAUUUUGGAACAGCUAAUGGCUUUACAGCAGCAGCAGGUCCACCAGCUGCAACUCAUUGAACAGAUCCGCAGUCAGGUGGCUGUGAUGAACAGGCAGCCAACACAAGGUGCGCUGAACCCAGCCUCAAAGGCAUUUCCUUCUGUCUCUUGCACUUAUCAUUUCCAGGGCAUUGCUCCUCCUCCUGUACUUCCAUUAUCUGGAGUCAUGCCUUCCACUGUGAAUGGACAGGCUUCUGUGUCCCAGGCAUCCAGACUAGAAGGGUCGUCAUUUCGGGUAUCACAACCACAAAAUAAACAAUCCAAUGCCAGAGAAAAUGAAAACACUUCCAUUCCCUUAGCAAAUCCAAAUGCUUCUCUAUCCACAUUUACUGGUGUGUCUUCUCUACUAUCAUCCUGCAAUGGUGCUCUCUAUAAUGCUAGUCGUACACAGCCUCUGAACUCUCCUCAUCCACAUUCCGUCAGUCAGAAUAAUGUUAUUAACAAUUCUGCCAACUUGCCACUGCUACCUCAAAGCCCUCCUAGUGGAGUCAUCUUCCCAAACCCACUUGCCAGCAUUGCAGCCACUACAAACGCACUGGAACCACUUGCUUCUAUGAUAAAACAUCGCAGUAAAGGUAAAAUGCCCAACACCUCUAUGUUUGAAACCAAGCCCAGUUCUGAGGACCCCUUUUUCAAACACAAAUGCAGGUUUUGUGCCAAGGUAUUUGGCAGUGACAGUGCCUUGCAGAUCCACCUGCGAUCUCACACAGGAGAAAGACCCUUUAAAUGCAACAUAUGCGGCAACCGCUUCUCCACUAAGGGAAACCUGAAGGUACACUACCAGAGGCACAAAGACAAAUACCCACAUGUACAUAUGAAUCCAUACCCAGUGCCAGAAUAUCUUGAUAAUAUUCCAACCAGCUCUGGUAUUCCCUAUGGGAUGUCAUUUCCUCCAGAAAAAGCAGGGUCAACAUGGUUAGACAGCAAACCUAUUCUACAGACAUUACCUCCUAGACUGGGUCUGCAGUUACCCCCAACUAUAACGAAUGCGGAAAACAUUAAUGAUUCCUUUAGUGAUGCACCUGCAGGAAGAUCUCUACAAAUGUCCUCGCUAGCUAAAAAUGAAAGUACACCAUUGUCUUCAAAUGCAACUAAUACUGAAAAAAUAAUUGCUAUAGAGUCUGACAACCAUUUACAUACAGCUAAGAUGGCAUGCUUCCAGGUAAACAAGGAAGUAGGAACUACAACAGUUUCAAAAAACAAUGAAAUUUACCUUCCAUCAAACUGUGUGACUGAUUCAGCUGAAAAUUCAAAUUCUGCAAGUCACAACGUCGUUUCAAAUUUUCCAUCCACGGAAACACCUAUUAGAUUAAAUACACCAGAGCCCGCUGAUGUGAUUACUCCCGUGAUGAAAUCUUCUACUCCAUCUCAACUCUCAGAGCACAUUAAAGCCAGCUUUCCGUUUAGUGGAAUACAAGAAUCUAUGCAGACAUCUGAAACAUCAAAGCUCCAGCAACUUGUGGAAAACAUUGACAAAAAGAUGAUGGACCCCAAUCAGUGUGUGAUCUGCCACAGGGUACUCAGCUGUCAGAGUGCACUUAAGAUGCAUUACCGAAUUCAUACUGGUGAAAGGCCUUUCAAAUGUAAGGUGUGUGGCCGUGCCUUUACUACUAAAGGCAACCUGAAGACUCACUUUGGCGUGCACCGUGCCAAGCCUCCUCUUCAGGUUCAGCACUCCUGCCCAAUAUGUCAAAAGAAAUUCACCAAUGCUGUUGUCUUACAGCAGCACAUUCGCAUGCACAUGGGCGGCCAGAUUCCCAAUAACAUACAAAAUCUCCCAACAGACACUAUUCAGGAAAAAAACAACAACCUGAUUCUUGGAGAGAAGAAUUUUGACAGUGUGAAUGAUUAUGAUGAUGAUGGUCUUGAUGAUAUUUCAUAUGAAGAUGAAGAUAUUUCAGAAAACAGUGAAAACCUCCUUAACGCUUUAUCAGACUGUAGUUCAGCACCAAUUUCACCACUACCUCCUGAUGUGUCUGAUGUUAGGACAUCAGACGGUGACUCCACAGUUAGUCUUAGCCAAUUAACUGAACACAAGGUGGCAAUGAGUGGCAUUUUUGACAACAAUCAAGAGCAUGAUUCUCUAUCUGCAGGAGAUUUAGAGAAUCAGAAUACUUUCUUGCCAGAGUCAGCCAACAUCAUUCAUCCACCAACACUGAAACCAACAAAAAGUCAGAUGGAGGGUUUACACGAGAUUCCAGUUUCGAUUAAUAUUACCUUUGAUAGGAAAGAGCAAGCAGCUACAGUUAAAUGUGAAAUGUCUGAUUCUCCUGGAGCACUGUACGACCAGAUCAGGAAGUCUUCAGUCAUGGAGCAAGGAGUAAGCCAGAGGUACCAUGAUAUGGAGGACAGUUUACGGGCCCCAGUUAAGUUGGAAAUGGAAAUUAGCAGUAGACCAUACACACCUAAAGAAGGUCCUUUUCCUGUAUUUGGAUCUAUUCAGUCUUCACCCACUCCUUCUGAAGCAAUAAUCCAAGGAAUGACUUCAUUGUUCGGAAGCCCACCACCACGACGAGCCCCUAAACAACACAACUGCAACGUCUGCGGGAAAAACUUCUCUUCGGCAAGCGCCCUACAAAUCCAUGAGCGCACACAUACUGGAGAAAAACCCUUUGCUUGCUCCAUCUGUGGCCGAGCCUUUACAACAAAGGGUAAUCUCAAGGUACACAUGGGCACUCACAUGUGGAAUAACAUACCCGCACGGAGGGGUAGGCGUUUGUCUGUGGAAAACCCGCUGGCUCUUCUAGGUGCUGAGGCACUCAAAUUCAACGAAGUAUUUCAGAAGGACCUUGCAGCAAGAGCCAUCCACAUGGAUCAGAACUUUUGGAGUCGAUAUGCUGUAGCCAUUAGCAAUGGCUUAGCCAUGAAGAACAAUGAAAUUUCUGUCAUUCAGAACGGAGGGGUAUCUCAGCUUCCUACUGCAGCCAUGGACAAGACAAACAGUGGCAACAGUCCGGCAAUCCGGGCCCUUGGGAAAACAAGUGUAGACCUUGGACCUGGACGACACUUCUCCAUGUUGAUUGAUGAUAAUAAAGAAAUUAGAAUUAAUUAAACUCACGAGAGGGUGGAUUUUAAUCCAGUAAGCAAAUAAAAAACACUUGAAGAAUAAAACUCUGA
Molecule: messenger RNA, 4184 nt
Organism: Silurus meridionalis
Lineage: Eukaryota; Metazoa; Chordata; Actinopteri; Siluriformes; Siluridae
Gene: sall3b
Product: spalt-like transcription factor 3b
Exons: 4
Coding region: 268-4119 (1283 amino acids)
Biological process (GO): regulation of transcription by RNA polymerase II
Cellular component (GO): nucleus
Molecular function (GO): RNA polymerase II cis-regulatory region sequence-specific DNA binding; DNA-binding transcription factor activity, RNA polymerase II-specific
Source: RefSeq, a predicted model, not a curated record